Mucor mucedo is the source of this 1548-nucleotide messenger RNA. Its product is annotated as WD40-repeat-containing domain protein. Bases 1 to 1548 code for a protein of 515 amino acids. Lineage: Eukaryota; Fungi; Mucoromycota; Mucoromycetes; Mucorales; Mucoraceae. Gene Ontology annotation, cellular component: U4/U6 x U5 tri-snRNP complex. Gene Ontology annotation, biological process: mRNA splicing, via spliceosome. The transcript has 4 exons. Gene Ontology annotation, molecular function: protein binding; U4 snRNA binding; U6 snRNA binding. The record is from RefSeq and is a predicted model, not a curated record.
AUGGAUCACGAAGAAUCUCAAAUAUCUAGACUAAACUCUAAACCCCGUGUUCAUUUUGGUUCUUUGGAAGGACAGGAUACCGUAAAAAGACUUCGCACUGAAGAACCUACUUCUUCAAGUGGGGGUAUUGACCUUGAUGCUUUGGAUGAGAGUAUGGAACCUGCUUACUCUAUCAAUGCUGGCGAGGCAGAUAAGCAAGUACUGGCCGAGUUUGAAAGAAGAAAGAGAGCUUUUCAACUUGCCGUACCUACAGACGAUAAACGUGUCAGACAAAGACUUAGAGAUAUUGGUGAACCUCAAUGUCUCUUUGGUGAAGGCCCUGGGGAUCGUCGUGAUCGUCUUAGAUACUUGAUGUCAAAGAGCCAAGGACGCGAAGUUGAAAGUGAAGAGGAAUCUGGUGAUGAGGAUGACGAGGAAGACGAGGAGUUCUUUACGCCAGGAACGCCAGAACUUUUAGAAGCUAGAAAAUGGAUGACAACAUACUCACUAAACAGAGCGAAACAACGUAACGAACGACAAAAGGAAGAGCACAAAAUUUCGCUUCCUUUACUAAAAGCCAGUCGCCAAGAACUUCACACUAAACUCAAAGCAUAUACCAACUGGUCUUCACAGAUUGCUGAUGAUCGACCUAUUGCUCAAUGUACAUUUAGUCCUGAUUCUAAAUUAUUAGUCACUGGUUCAUGGUCCGGCCUUUGUAAAGUAUGGUCUGUACCAGACUGUGAACAUAAGUUAACCUUGAAAGGACAUAACGAUAAAGUGGGUGGUAUUGCAUUUCACCCGGAGGCAACAAUUUCACAAUCGUCUAGUGAACUCAACUUAGCUACAGGUGGCGGUGAUGGAUUAAUUCAGUUGUGGAAUUUAGAAAAGAGUACGCCUAUCGCUACAUUGACAGGCCACGCAAGACGUGUUGCUCGUAUCGGGUUUCAUCCUUCCGGCAGAUAUUUGGGUAGUGCUAGUUUCGACGGUUCAUGGCGUUUAUGGGAUGUAAAUACAACUCAAGAAUUACUGUUACAGGAGGGUCAUGCAAAAGAGGUUUAUUCAAUUGCAUUUCAAUGCGAUGGAAGUUUAGUAGCCACAGGUGGAUUAGAUGCUGUCGGUAGAGUGUGGGAUAUGAGAACUGGUAGAUCAACAAUGACACUGGAGGGACACGUUAAGGAUAUUUUGGGUGUCGAUUGGUCUCCUAAUGGUUAUCAAUUAGCUACUGCUAGUGCUGAUCAUUCCGUAAAGAUUUGGGAUAUGCGUAACCUCAAUAAUUUAUAUACAAUUUCUGCUCAUCAAUCGCUUGUGUCAGAUGUAAAGUAUAGUAAGGGUGUGCCUGGAACAAAUAACAACAGUGCCUCCGAUCCUCAUAAUAUUGCUGGUCUUUAUCUUGCUACAUCCGGAUAUGAUGGCUGUGUUAAAAUCUGGUCUGGUGAUGAUUUCCGAUUAGUCAAGAGCUUGGAUGGACACGAAGGAAAGGUAAUGGGUGUGGAUAUCUCCCAAGGUCAGUACAUACCUGGUUUUUUUUAUUAUUAUUAUAGUUAUUAUUUAAGCAGAUAUGUAAACUAA